GUCAUCAAUUUCCGGUGUCCGACAUUUUGGAAAUAAACAAGUGCUUGCCAACCCACCGAUUGCAGAGAGGUUUUGCCUGAGAAAGAUUGAACUGCCCUCACUGCCUCAUGAUGUGGAACUACUGUUGGGCUCACAAUGCCUAUCACCUCAUCCGUUGGUUUCCUCAAAAUAAUCGGGUCAAAAUAUUUAUCGUAAUGAUGGUGAUCACAUUUGCCCUGUUGGUGCCCCAGUUCUAUGUCCUCCUACAGCCUACAACAGCCCGUUGGUGUGAACAGCCUCUACUUCAAAUUCUCAUCGUGUCCAUCAUCUUCACGUUUAUUUCUAUUGGUUUUACCUUCCUGUUCAUGUUGAUGAUUCCGGUCCCUCGGGAGUUGAAGAUUGUGUUCCACAUUUUUGGGAUCAUGUGUUUUGUGGAAGGCUUGGUAGCUGUUGUGUAUACCUCUCAAGCUGGUAACUGUAAAUCUACCACAGAGGAGUUGUAUUACAUAUCUCUGGCCAUUGCCUGGUUCACCUGCGUCUCCAUAAUAUUUUUCGCGAUCAUGAUACCAUUCUGGAUUAUCAACAAGGUGAAACGGAACAGCAUGGUCGACCGUCGCUCGAGGCAGGGAGUCUGCUAUGAACCUGUCAAGUGUUGCACAUGUCUGUGGCAUAUCUGAUGGGCUAGUAACAAGAAGGGUGCUUUCCAUUACACAGGUUGAACCGGUCAGAUCAUUUAUAACUGAAACAGUACUCAUGGAAUCAGUGGUGAACCGAAUCAGUAGAUGGAUGUUAGUUUUAUAAACACUUGUGUGUAACAGUCCCUGCUGCCGAGGGUCAAGGAUUUGACUGUUCCCCCAGUACCAAUGAAACAAAUGAUUUAUUACCUGACUCUAUUAAGAAACUUCCUGAAUUGUGCGAGUUAGGAUAAAUUCUUCAUUACUGCAGCUUUUGUCGAUCAUAACACCUUUCUCUGCACAGCAUUUAUCCAAAAUAUUCACAGCUCCCGUAUUGACGUUUUUUGUACUAAAAGAGUCCUUAUUUUCCAUAAGCAAUUCCAAAUCUUGCUCAGAAACAUCCUCAAAGCUGCCGUUAUUUGCCAUUUUCACCAGACGACAACAAACAAAUCUGUAUCAAAAAGACGCUUGAGUGGGGCCGCCGACGGGGAAAUUGUCUGCGCACGAUUGUCGCGCAUGCAACAGUAAGUGUGCAAAAGUCGACUGUUGCACCCUGACAUUAUUUUACGGGUUUUCAGUCUUUUCCAGAGAAUUUUUUAUUAAAACAGUCAAAAAUACUUCAUAUACACUUAAAUAGAGAGUCAGGUAAUAAUUAUACCUGUUGCUGACCGGCUCAGGAACUUGUGGCAGGAAACCUGUUGCUUUGUUACUGAAGAUCAUGUUAAUUAUAUCUAUAUAUAUAUUUUUGCUAACAUUAUAAUUUGUAAUUCAACUUUUCCAGGACACUUGAUGAAUUUUUAAAAGAUCAGUAAAAAAAACUACUCCCUUAUAUAUCCUGUCAUAAGCCCAUAGGACCAGCUCAUAAUCUGACUCAAAGUAGGGGGUGGGCUUUUAAAAGGACAAUGAAAUUGUCUUGGUUUGCAUUUCUACUUGCCUGCAAUAGAUAUGCGUGGACUUGUUACCAGGCAUGAGCUUAUUGACGGAUAAAUAUUUGGAAUUAUUUAAAAUUGAGUGAUUUACUUGAGCAAUAUGUACAUGUAAAUUCUUGGUGGAAAUUACGCAAAAAUAUAUCUGGAAAAAAUGCAAAUUACAUGUGUAGGUUGUUGUAGGACUUUUUGUAUCUAUUUAUACCUUUGCUGUUGAUCAGCUUCUAAUUCAUUUGAAAACAAUCUGGCUUUUCGUUGAUCGAUAACCAGAAAUAUGUAUAUACCUAACCUAAUCAUGUAAAGUUAAUAACCAUUUAUAUGAUAAACCGUCCAUUUCAUUGUCAAUUGUUGCAUUAAAUAUUUUUUUAUUGUCAUUGUUUAAAAUUAACCUGGAACGCAAUUCAGUAUAUAUGCAUUUGGGCAUGACUUUGUACAAUUUUUUUCAUCAUUAUAUUUAAACUGAAAUGCUUGUGAUUCUUUAAUAAUAGGUAGAACAUUUUACAUCCUUAUCGCUAGCAAGACAAAAAUUACUUAUAUACAAAGUAUAAAUAUCACUUAUUUACGAUAGGUACCAGUAACCAGGUGUUUUCUGCCUAUAUAUUAAGGCCCGAUUUAAAAAACCCAUUCCCAAUUGUGUAUGUUCUGUAAUUUUCCAAAUAAAGUCUGAAAAAUUUCAAGUGAUAUUUAUAUCAUCUGUGGUACCUUCACAAUACCUGUUGAUAUUCCGUCCAAAGCUAUUUUUUCUGAUUAGACAUUAAAUUUAAUAUCUCUGCUGGAUUUAUAAUUGUUAGGUUAAUACUGGCGUAGGUGUUCAUAUAAUGCAACCCUUUCUUUUAUUGUUAAGUGUUCCAAACAGUUCGUUGAUCCUUUCUGAUUUAUGGAGGGAUCUAUGUGAACAGUGUGCCUUUACUUGGGGUUGUCAAUAAUUGUAUGUAACAUUGUAUAAACAGUUUGUAUUUUAUUCUUCACAGUUUCCAUUAUUUGAUCUUCGUCAUAAAAUUAAGGGGAGUUUUCCCCCAAAAAUAGUUUUCCUGUAAAAUUGUGUAAGAAAACAUCUCUUUACCAUACAUACAUUUACUUUCCAGGUGAUAUAUCUGUACUGUACAUGUUAAUUUAGAAUUCACAUUUAAGCCUGGUUCACAGCAAUAGCAAUAGCUUUGUUUCACUAUAUUGCUGAUGUUGCAACUCUUUUUGUGUGCUGUUGAAUGUUAUUAAUCAGAAACACAUGAUUCCACAACUUGCAUAAAAGAAAUUCAUUAUAAUAAUAAUAAACUUUAUUUAUUGAGGAUACAAAACCUGUUUAGCAAAGCUAAUCUUCCACAGGGU
Mizuhopecten yessoensis (Yesso scallop) is the source of this 2905-nucleotide messenger RNA. RefSeq lists its product as uncharacterized. The record is from RefSeq and is a predicted model, not a curated record. Lineage: Eukaryota; Metazoa; Mollusca; Bivalvia; Pectinida; Pectinidae. The coding region runs from base 108 to 656 and encodes 182 amino acids. The transcript is spliced from 6 exons.